UCGUGCGCGUAUCUUGACGUACCGCGAUAUGAUGACUUUUUUCGUGAUUUGCGCAAAUCCGCCACCCGAUUUAACAACGUAACUUUGAGAACACCCCCAAAAACUUUGUACCCUUAAUCAAAUAGCUAAUACUUAGUGUUACCAAUACUCUCCCUGUAAACUUAAGUGUGUAGAAAAUUUGUAGAACUAAGUUUUAAGAUCAAGGAACUGAUCGUAGGUGUUAAUUACGCAAUUGUAUUAGUGUUUACAUCUUCAAGUAUUCAAUUUCCCGCUGUGAUGUUACCACCUUUCGGUUAUUAGUUAUAAAUUAAUAAUAGUCAAUUUCUCAACAGAAGUGGAAAAAUGCGUACAAAGUGAACUUGCGGAAUUAUAGAUGAGGAAAGCUAAUGUUAUCGAAGAGCAAGCGGUGCGAAAGUGGAAAAAAUGCGCAAAUAAUAAUUUUGGUAAACCUUGAAAAUAUGUGCGAGUGUUCAUUUUCUUAACUAAACGACAUGGAGAGAUCUCUGGCAUCAUUUCUGUUCUGGAUGCUUUUAUGCACCGUCUAUUGGGAUGGAGCGAAGGCGCACAUAGAGGAAUUCGGCUAUGGGGCAAAUUUUAGCAGCUAUCCAUAUUUUGAGUUCAAUGUUCCAAGAAACGUUACAACCACCGUUGGACAAACUGCCUUCUUGCAUUGCAGAGUUGAACAGUUAGGAGACAAAGCGGUAUCUUGGAUUCGCAAAAGGGAUUUACAUAUACUGACCGCGGGUAUCCUAACAUACACAUCGGAUCAGCGAUUUCAAGUAAUACGACCGGACAAAUCGGAUAACUGGACGUUGCAGAUCAAAUUUCCUCAGCUUCGAGAUUCCGGAAUAUACGAGUGUCAAGUCAACACCGAACCAAAAAUGUCCUUAGCUUACAGACUGAACGUCAUCGCAAAAGCGCGAGUUUUGGGCCCAGGCGAUUUGCACGUCAAAGCGGGAAGUUCCGUAACACUGAUAUGCGUUAUCAAUCAAGGACCCCACGAUUUGGGUACCGUCUUUUGGUAUCUAGGCGCAAAUAUACUACAGACACCACCAACGCAUCCUAAUGAUCCAGAUUCGACUGAAAGGCUAUCCAUACAGAAUCACUGGUCGGAUGGACUGACCUCUCGUUUGCACAUUUCAAGCGCACGUCUUUCAGAUAGUGGAAACUAUUCGUGUGUUCCAACCAUUGCUGCCCCUGCUAGUGUAAAUGUACAUGUCAUUAAUGGAGAGCAUCCAGCGGCCAUGCAACACGGAAAUAAGAACACAGCGCCGUUAUCGCCCUCUCUUCACUGCACACUUGUAUAUAGUAUCUCAGUCUUCAUAAUAAAACACAUCAGAUGAAACCUCUUGUAAUAUUGACUUUUAUUUUUUUAAUCCUUUUCUCUUUAAUAUUUUGAUACUAAAUGUACUCGUGCGGAAAUUUUACGUCCGUGCAAUAAGUGAAUUUGUCUUUGUGAAUAUCGAAGCAAAGAAAAUGAGUUUUCAUAUUACGACCUAUUGUACUAAGUGACACCUUUUUUUUUAAAUAAGACAGUUCUGAAGGUGGAUUUUAAACAUUUAUUAUCUUCAAACGCACAGCUUUGCUUGUGUCACUCAAAUCUUUCAAGAUUGUAUACUUUUAAGUUGAAAUACUGAACAUUCCUUUUGUCCUUAAUUCCCAGUCUCCACUUCUUUGUUUAGAAAAUGUUCAUAGGGAUUUUGUUGGAUGUU
Messenger RNA from Photinus pyralis (common eastern firefly), 1712 nucleotides. RefSeq names its product zwei Ig domain protein zig-8-like. The transcript has 6 exons. Lineage: Eukaryota; Metazoa; Arthropoda; Insecta; Coleoptera; Lampyridae. Gene Ontology annotation, biological process: synapse organization. Gene Ontology annotation, cellular component: neuron projection membrane. The record is from RefSeq and is a predicted model, not a curated record. The coding region runs from base 492 to 1343 and encodes 283 amino acids.